GUCAGUUAGGCCUCUGGUCAAUGUCGGGGCUUGUGCUUCAGACCAGACGUCCGCCAUGACCGAGCGUGAGGAAUGAGGGUAAUCCCGUUGGGCUGCCAACUACCUUCUUGCCAUCUCAACGUCAAUCGCUCAUCUUCCCGAGAGAAAGAACAAUCGAGAAAAUCUCCUGGGAUCAGUUGACACGAAUCAGAAAUCGCCCUUGGUCAUGUGUCGCUGGUUUGCUUACCUGGGCGAUGAAGCCCAGCUUCUUGAAGAUUUGGUCAUUCGGCCGCGCCAUGCCAUUGUGAAGCAAGUGGACGAACACUUCCUACCGGCUGGCCAUUCAACGGUUGAACCAUUUCUUGGAGAGCUUCAGGUCGCCCCUUUGGCUGCCAAUGACGCAGGCUCACCGAAUCCAUUGACCAACAUGGACGGAUUCGGCCUCGGGUGGUAUACGUCGACAGAGUGCGAGUUCAACCCGUAUAUCGAUCCAAAGUGGCCCGAGUCCCUUCGUCCAGUCGUGUACAAAAACACUCGACCUCCGCUCAACGAUUUGGUCCUCAAGAGCAUCGUUCGAGGCACCAGCAGCAAUGCCGUUCUUGCCCACAUCCGCGCAGCCCCAGGCCUGACGCCAGUCGUAGAGACCAACUGCCAUCCCUUUGCGUUUGGUCGUCACUUGUUCGCCCACAACGGCAUCCUCGGGUCUUUUCCUCGUAUCCGUACGGCAAUUCUGCAAUAUCUUCCGUUGAGAUACCAACAGGCCAUUGUCGGGACAACAGACGCUGAGCAUAUUGCGGCCGUGUACUUCUUCAUAUUGUGCGGUAAGGAUGGCGACUGGGAGUCUGUUUAUGAUGCUGGAGAGAUGGCGACGGCGAUGCGGGAGACUAUCAUCAUCCUCGAGAAACUUCAAACCGAGUUUGGGCCGCCGAGCCGAGAGGCCAACACACUCAACCUAGUUGUCAUGUCUGGCAGCUCGCUCGUCGCUGUGCGAUAUGCCAGCCCGGAAGGACUGGAACCACCGAGUUUGUACUACUCGACGACAGCUGGUGCAACGCUCAAUCGCAAGUACAAGGGAUUUCCGAGCGACGUGAGUGACUCGGCCGAUGGUGGUGACGGGGAUGCCGAGGACGACGGGCGGCUAGAGAAGAAAAAGCAUGGCGAGCACGUCGUGGUGGCCAGCGAGCCCAGCACCUUCAACCAGGGCGAAUGGGAGCUUAUCAAGCCAUCACAGAUGGUUGUUUCUGAACUGGGUACUGGUGCCUAUCUCGAGCACUUGUGAGUAGUCACUUGUGAGGGUCCCGUAUUCGACGGGGUAUGCUUGGCAGCCUUUGGAUUGGCAUUUGGACGUUUAAUUACUGGCUGCGAGUUUCAAGCGAUUCAUACAUGUAUCGCCGCGUUCAGAUCGUCUGUACCUUGCUUGGAGUUAGCAUCGUUCACACACGGUGUCAGCAUCUUUCAUUAUUACAACUCUCAUAGGUAUGCUCAUCUCCUUCUUCUGACCGUUUCAUUUUUCGACCGCUGUGUCUCGUCGUGCUUCCAUCAUCCUGGUGCCUUCAUGUGCGUAUCCGCGUGGCGAAGGGUGAAGGAAAGGAAUUCUGUCUGGUAUCAGUCCCACAUCAUGGCCGGUCUGUUGAUCUUCAGACGUGGCUCCCGCGGAUUGAUUGGCGGCAUUGGCAUGGCCUACCGGCAGGUAGCCUACAAGGAGCAAACAACACCACCGCCUCGCCGUCGUGUAACACUGUAACCUGUGAGAAGGAUAGAAACAGAAUCUCGGGCAAAAAUCAGGAAGUUUGCAUCAGACCAGCUUUGAGGCUACCUGCUAAGAGCGAGGUCAAGAGAGAAUGUUGAACAUGUUAGAUGGAAAUACCUAGGUGACGGGACAGAUGGAUGGAGGUGAAGAUGGCAGAAAAUAUCCGAGGUUCCGUGGAAUUCGUACCGUCAGG
Messenger RNA from Colletotrichum scovillei, 1922 nucleotides. Its product is annotated as putative glutamine amidotransferase class-II. The coding region runs from base 206 to 1258 and encodes 350 amino acids. The record is from RefSeq and is a predicted model, not a curated record. NCBI's taxonomy places the organism in Eukaryota, Fungi, Ascomycota, Sordariomycetes, Glomerellales, Glomerellaceae. The transcript has 2 exons.